Molecule: messenger RNA, 2908 nt
Organism: Mustela lutreola (European mink)
Lineage: Eukaryota; Metazoa; Chordata; Mammalia; Carnivora; Mustelidae
Gene: DLL1
Product: delta like canonical Notch ligand 1
Exons: 11
Coding region: 72-2231 (719 amino acids)
Biological process (GO): Notch signaling pathway; heterophilic cell-cell adhesion; cell communication
Cellular component (GO): plasma membrane; protein-containing complex
Molecular function (GO): calcium ion binding
Source: RefSeq, a predicted model, not a curated record
ACUCCCUGCGGCUUCGGGACGGGAACGGGAGGCGGGGGGCGCGGCCGGCCGAGCGAGUCCGGCGCGGCACCAUGGGCCGCCGGUGCGCCCUCGCCCUCGCCGUGCUGUCAGCCCUGCUGUGCCAGGUCUGCAGCUCCGGGGUGUUCGAGCUGAAGCUGCAGGAGUUCGUCAACAAGAAGGGGCUGCUGGGAAACCGCAACUGCUGCCGCGGGGGCGCGGGGCCGCCGCCGUGCGCCUGCAGGACCUUCUUCCGCGUGUGCCUCAAGCACUACCAGGCCAGCGUGUCCCCCGAGCCGCCCUGCACCUACGGCAGCGCGGUCACGCCGGUGCUGGGCGUCGACUCCUUCAGCCUGCCCGACGGCGCCGGCGCCGACCCCGCCUUCAGCAACCCCAUCCGCUUCCCCUUCGGCUUCACCUGGCCGGGCACCUUUUCCCUGAUCAUUGAAGCUCUCCACACAGAUUCUCCUGAUGACCUCACAACAGAAAACCCAGAAAGACUCAUCAGCCGCCUGGCCACACAGAGGCACCUGACGGUGGGCGAGGAGUGGUCUCAGGACCUGCACAGCAGCGGCCGAACAGACCUCAAGUACUCCUACCGCUUUGUGUGUGACGAACAUUACUACGGGGAGGGCUGCUCUGUCUUCUGUCGACCCCGAGAUGAUGCUUUUGGCCACUUCACCUGUGGAGAGAGAGGAGAAAAAGUCUGCAACCCUGGCUGGAAAGGCCAGUAUUGCACCGAACCGAUCUGCUUGCCGGGAUGUGACGAGCAGCAUGGAUUUUGUGACAGGCCGGGGGAGUGCAAGUGCAGAGUGGGCUGGCAGGGCCGGUACUGUGACCAGUGCAUUCGGUACCCGGGCUGUCUCCACGGCACCUGCCAGCAGCCAUGGCAGUGUAACUGCCAAGAGGGCUGGGGCGGCCUCUUCUGCAACCAGGACCUGAACUACUGCACGCACCACAAGCCCUGCAGGAACGGGGCCACGUGCACCAACACGGGCCAGGGGAGCUAUACCUGCUCUUGUCGGCCGGGUUACUCGGGAGCCGACUGUGAGGCUGAGGUCGACGAGUGCAGCCCCAGCCCUUGCAGGAACGGAGGCAGCUGCACGGAUCUUGAGAACAGCUACACUUGCACCUGCCCGCCUGGCUUCUACGGCCGAAUCUGCGAGCUAAGUGCCAUGGCGUGUGCCGACGGCCCCUGCUUCAAUGGGGGACGAUGCUCGGACAACCCUGAGGGAGGCUACACCUGUCGCUGCCCUGGGGGCUUCUCCGGCUUUAACUGUGAGAAGAAGGUGGAUUCCUGCAGCUCUUCACCCUGCUCUAAUGGUGCACAGUGCGUGGACCUCGGGGACGCCUACCUGUGCCGCUGCCAGCCCGGCUUCUCCGGGAGGCACUGCGAAGACAACGUGGACGAUUGUGCCUCCUCCCCGUGUGCCAAUGGGGGCAGCUGCCACGAUGGCCCGAAUGAGUACUCGUGCACCUGUCCACCCGGUUACACAGGCAGGAACUGCAGUGUCCCCGUCAGCAGGUGUGAGCACGCACCCUGCCACAACGGGGCCACCUGCCACGAGCGGGACCGGCGCUACCUGUGCGAGUGUGCCCGGGGCUACGGGGGCCCCAACUGCCAGUUCCUGCUGCCGGAGCCUGCGCCCGGCCCUGUGCUGGUAGAUCUCACUGAGAAGUAUGUGGAGGGCCAGGCCGUGCCCUUCCCCUGGGUGGCCGUGGGCGCCGGCGUGGUGCUGGUGCUGGUGCUGCUGCUGGGCUGUGCCGCCGUGGUGGUCUGCGUGCGGCUGCGGCUGCACAAGGCCCGGCCCGCUGCGGAGACAGAGACCAUGAACAACCUGGCCAGCCGCCAGCGGGAGAAGGACGUUGCCGUCAGCGUCAUCGGGGCCACGCAGAUCAAAAACACCAACAAGAAGGUCGACUUCCACGGGGACCACGGGGCUGAGAAGAACGGCCUCAAGGCCCGCUACGCCGCUGUGGGUUAUAACCUGGUGCAGGACCUCAAGGGGGACACCGCCGCCGCCGCCAGGGACCCUCACAGCACGCGGGACGGCAAGUGCCAGCCUCAGGGCCCCGCAGCGGAGGAGAAGAGCAGCCCGACACUCAGGGGCGGAGACGCGUCUGAAAGACAGAGGCCGGACCCCGUGUACCCCGCUGCGAGAGACACAAAGUACCAGUCGGUGUACGUCAUCUCGGAGGAGAAAGAUGAGUGUGUCGUAGCGACUGAGGUGUAAAAUGGAAGUGAUAUGGCAAAAUUCCCGAUUCUCUUAAAAAUAAAUAAAAUUCCAAGGAUAUAUGCCCCAGUGGAUGCUGCUUGAAAGAGGAAAGGGAGACCCACGGACUGCUGCUGAUAGCCGAUCCGGACGGAGCCGGUUCUCUCCCGGAGGUCGGCCGGCACGCCGCCCGGGCUGCCGCUCCGCAGCGUCCGAGGGGGCCUGUUGCACUGCCUUUUCGGGUGUUUCCAUUGCACUAUGGACGGUUGCUUUUAAAAGAUAUAUAUUUAAGUGAACGGACUGACUUGCUGUAUAGGAAGCGUGAGCUGCCUGAGGCGUGUGUCUCGGAUCCUUACGAGCCGGUCUGUUCUUGAGUUAGAAAUGCGAACACUGCCUUCAUCAUCCUUUUUGAUACUAAAAGGUGUUUUUUCUAGGUGGAAAAAAUGUGUGUUAUUUUUUGGACUUGUAAAAAUAUUUUUCAUGAUAUCUGUAAAGCUUGAGUAUUUUGUGAUGUUCAUUUUUUAUAAUUUAAAUUUUUGGUAAAUAUGUACAAAGGCACUUCGGUUCUAUAUAUUUUUUGUAUAUAAAUGUAUUUAUGGGAUAUUGUGCAGAUGUUAUUGGAGGUUUUUACUGUUUUGUUAAUGAAGAAAAUCCUUUUUAAGAUAUUUUUCCAAAAUAAAUAUUAUGAAUGACGUCGA